AUUAGCACAAAACGAAAAAUCAAAAUCAUCUCUCUUCUCUCCCCUCUAUAAAAAAACCGUCUCUUAGAUAAAUACCUCCAUUGAACAAUCAGUGACGUUUUUCACCUCGAUCUAUAAUGGAUUCGCAAGACCUUAAGCAACGAACUACAACGCCGGCCGCCAUUACCAGUGACGAAUCUGACGAUAGCAAGAAAGACAAUAAAUGCGACAAUCGGAGAAUUUCAAUGGCCAAACGCGGCCUUAGGUCACUAACCAUUGGGGUUUCGAUCCCGGUUUCUCUCACCCUCUUGGCGAUAUACUUGGGCUCCGGUAAAGGGUAUCGGACUGAAACGGUGCCGUUUUGGUUCCCGCCCCUUGCGGUUCUGCACUCUGCUUCCGUGGCUUCCAGUUUCUUCAUGGGUGUCUCAGCUUGGCUAGUUUGGGCCGAAGGUGGGUUCCACAGGAGAUCAGACGUUGUUUAUCUUUACUGGGCUCAGCUGGGCUUAAGCCUGCUUUGGGAUCUGCUUGUGUUCUGGGCUGGAUUGAGUUGGCCCGGAAUGGUUUUGGUCAUGGCGAUGUUUGGGUCUCAGGUGGCUUGUUAUAAGGCCUUUAAGGAGGUCAAUCCAUUAUCUAGUCAAGUUUUGAAACCAUGUCUAGCUUGGACUGCUUUUUUAACAAUACUGAAUCUUAGAUUAGUAUUCCUUUGAAGUUUUACAGCACUUUUGGUUUUUUUACAUGUUGUGUUUGUAUAAAUGGUAAAUAAUACCAUGUUUUGGUUUGGAUGCAAUGUAUUGUAAAGAGAGAGGUAAUAGUAGAUUUUGUUUGUUUACUUUUUACUCACUUGGACAGUCUUGUGAAGUUGUAAAAUAAAGAAAAUGUAUUUAGCA
This is a messenger RNA of Humulus lupulus (European hop), 866 nucleotides long. RefSeq names its product translocator protein homolog. The transcript has a single exon. Bases 117 to 686 code for a protein of 189 amino acids. The record is from RefSeq and is a predicted model, not a curated record. Gene Ontology annotation, cellular component: membrane. NCBI's taxonomy places the organism in Eukaryota, Viridiplantae, Streptophyta, Magnoliopsida, Rosales, Cannabaceae.